AUGUUUCGAUUGUCCACACUUGCUGGCCGUUGCGGGGCUCUUCGGUUGAACGUGAUCCAAACUGCAGCAAUGGCUUCUGCUCCUGAAAUGAUCAAAGUGGAAAAAGUUGGCGCCAAAGAAGAACGUCGCUCUCAUAACCUGUCCACAUCGUUGCGAGAACUGGAUGAAGAUACUUCAGUUGGCGCCAUUGUCCUCACAGGAAACCAGAAAGCUUUUGCUGCGGGAGCAGAUAUCAAAGAAAUGGUCAAUCGGGAGUUCGCCACAACAUUCCAAGGUCGUUUUCUUGAGGAGUGGACGGCCGUGAGCGAGACGGCGAAACCCGUCAUUGCCGCUGUAAACGGGUACGCCCUUGGUGGCGGAUGUGAACUGGCCAUGAUGUGUGACAUUAUCUACGCUGGUGACAAAGCACAGUUUGGACAACCUGAAGUCAACAUUGGCACCAUUCCUGGAGCUGGUGGAACCCAACGUUGGGCUCGUGUCGCCGGUAAAUCCAUGGCAAUGGAAGUCUGUCUGACA
Cooperia oncophora is the source of this 516-nucleotide messenger RNA. The record is from the annotation of a GenBank genome assembly. NCBI's taxonomy places the organism in Eukaryota, Metazoa, Nematoda, Chromadorea, Rhabditida, Trichostrongylidae.